AUGCUAAAAAGGUCCUUAGUAUCAAAAAGUUUGCGGUUUGCAAAUGUUAGGACUUUUUCUCCAUUUGUAAACAAACGAUUUGCUUCUGAGCCUGGAUUCUCACCAGAGAAGCAAUCAAAGUCCAGCCCGGAAGAGAACAAAGGAAAAGAAGGAAAAAGUUCAUUAGCGAAAGAAUUACUUGAAUUGAAUGGGGUAAAUGAGGAUCCCUAUGCCGGUAGUAGUGACAAGGGUCCCGAAUAUGUAAGCUCAACUAUGCAGCGCCGUGAAAAACAGGCUCGCUAUGCGUUUUGGGGCUUUAUGGGUGUGCUCGGCGGUGGCAUACUUUAUUAUGGCCGCAAGUAUGCCGAGGAUGAAAAGGACAUGGAAAAGAAAUUCCCCGCUUCUGGCUACUCACCCGUAGAUUGGUGGACUCGUGUGAAAGCACGCUCUAAGAACUUCUUUGCCUACUACCAAGAACCAGCCUUUGAAAAGCUUCUUCCUGACCCUCUCCCUGAACCCUAUAAUCGUCCCUACACACUUGUCUUAGACUUGGACGAUUUGUUGAUUCACGCUGGUUGGACUCGUGAACACGGUUGGCGUACCGCUAAGCGUCCUGGCCUUGAUUAUUUCUUGGGCUAUUUGUCCAUGUAUUAUGAAAUUGUCAUCUUCACCAACCAAUAUUUGGCAACGGCCAAGCCCAUUAUCGACAAGUUGGAUCCUUAUCAUGUUAGCGUCAGCGCUGUCUUGACUCGCGAACACAGCAAGUAUGAAGAUGGAAAAUUAAUCAAGGAUCUUUCUUACCUGAACCGACCUCUUUCGAAGGUCAUCAUGGUCGACACAAACCCUGAUGCUUAUUCAAAGCAACCUGACAAUGCGGUUUCCAUGAUUCCUUGGAAAGGUAACCCCAAAGAUCGCGAAUUAGUUGGCUUGAUUCCUUUGCUGGAAUUUAUUGCGAUUAUGGAUAUUCAAGAUGUCCGUCCUGUCUUGAAAAGCUAUCAAGGCAAAAACAUUCCUCUUGAAUAUGCUCGCCGUGAAGAACGACUUCGCAGCCAACUCAUUGCCGAUUGGCUUGAAAAGAAAAAGCAUGCGAAGUCUUCCUUGUUUGGAGGUCGUCCGGUUUCUGAGCAGCCACCCAAACUUUUGAUUGACAUUCAACGUGAACGCCAAAAAGCUGCCUAUGGCGAAUUCAAGAAAUAUAUUGAUGAACAUGGACCAAAAAUGCUCGAAGAAGAAAAGGCUAGAGAAGCUGAACAGAAAUACAGCAUGUUUGAUAUGAUCUUCAAUGGUGAUAAAAUCCAGCAACAACAAUUAGAGCAACUUCAGCAAGCGCAAUCUGGUUCCGCUACUGGAUCAUCCAAUUGA
Molecule: messenger RNA, 1341 nt
Organism: Schizosaccharomyces osmophilus
Lineage: Eukaryota; Fungi; Ascomycota; Schizosaccharomycetes; Schizosaccharomycetales; Schizosaccharomycetaceae
Gene: tim50
Product: TIM23 translocase complex subunit Tim50
Exons: 1
Coding region: 1-1341 (446 amino acids)
Molecular function (GO): phosphoprotein phosphatase activity
Source: RefSeq, a predicted model, not a curated record